AUGGUGAUAAAAUGUUCUACACUUGUAAAAACUACGUUAGCUCUGUUGAUUCCAUUAACGAAACUCUAUCGGAACGACCUGAUUUCAAGGUUACGGAGUAUGAUGAAUCUUCGGCUUCGAAACGUUUAUAUUUUACCGACAGUCAUCUUGCUCUGUUUGCUGUUGGGAUUAUUUUCCCAUUUUUCCCAAGUGUUUCCCCAGGGCAAGUUGACUCCAGCCUACACGAACCAGAAACUCAUGAAUUGUGAUGCGAGGCAACGGCUACCCAGUUGUAUUAUUAUAGGUACACCGAAGUCGGGUACGAAAGCAUUACUUGAGUUUAUUGGGGUGCACCCUGCUGUUGCCGUAGCCGAGGGAGAACCGAAAUUUUUCCACAGAGAUGAUAAUUACCAGAAAGGGAUGAACUACUACGUGGAAAAAAUGCCUUUAUCUUGUCCAGACCAGAUCACAAUGGAAAAAUCACCGGAAUAUUUCUAUAGUGACAAAGCACCAUUUCGGAUACAUAAAAUGAAUAGAACUAUCAAGUUGAUUCUGAUUGUUAAAAAUCCUGUGGAUCGUUCUAUAUCGGAAUACAUCCACCGACGAACUCACCACAGCGGAAAAGAAGCAAAACAUUCGUUUGAAGAGAUCGUUUACGACGAUAAAACCCAGAAACUGAACGUAGGAUAUUACCCCAUCGCCAAAUCGGUCUAUUAUCGCUAUCUCAUCCGCUGGUUGCAAUAUUUUCCACUAAACCAGAUUCACGUAGCAGACGGUAGCAAACUGAUUGUAGAUCCGCAAGAAGAGCUGCUCAAAGUUCAAGAUUUUCUCGGUCUAAAGAGGUUAAUUUCCAGGGAUAACUUUAUAUAUAAUAACACCAGGGGAUUCUACUGUUUGUUAAUAAACUCUGAAUCGAAAUGUUUGCCACCAAAUAAGGGUCACCGAAACGUAAGCACAAGCAAGGUAAUAGCAAAAGAAAUGACUAAAUACUUUAAGCCAUAUAACGAUAUGUUUUUCCAGCUCAUAAAGAGGAAUCUAUCAUGGACUUAA
Messenger RNA from Octopus sinensis (East Asian common octopus), 1029 nucleotides. Its product is annotated as heparan sulfate glucosamine 3-O-sulfotransferase 5-like. The transcript has 2 exons. NCBI's taxonomy places the organism in Eukaryota, Metazoa, Mollusca, Cephalopoda, Octopoda, Octopodidae. The coding region runs from base 1 to 1029 and encodes 342 amino acids. The record is from RefSeq and is a predicted model, not a curated record. Gene Ontology annotation, molecular function: [heparan sulfate]-glucosamine 3-sulfotransferase activity.